UUCCUCAAAACUCAAAACCCUGCCCUCUUUUCACAUCAAUCCUACAUUUAUUAAACAUGAUGUCAUUAUUUUAGCAAGAUCCCCAAAUAUACAACCCCCUUAUGGCAAUUAACACGUUUCAUUAGUAUCUAAGUCUACACUUAGUUUACUCCUCCUGGGUAUAACUUUUCGAAAAAUAUACCCAGGCGUUACGACCUUAACAGUAUCGGCUUUUCGAAGCAUUGCGUGGAAGGGUUCCUGACUACGAAACAACAUAGAGCGGUAAAAUCUGAAAAAUUGAAUUGCAGAAGCUUCCCUACUUCACGUUCACGAAAAUGUAAAAAAAUUCGACCAUUUAAUCGCAGACAUGAUGGAAGUGAAUGACAAAAAUGCAUUCCAACUGUUGAAUCCUUGGAUAUCGGAAGAUCGAACUACGGCAGCUGUUUGUAGCGCCAUUCGUCUGGCGGAGCAGAGCGGUCAUUUAAAAACGAGGAGAGAUGAAGUACUUAGCGAGAUGGUCCAGUCCCUACAUAACACAUCACCCUCCUUGCGUCUCAUACAACAGCUGAAAGAAAUGACAGCUAAAGGUCAACAACUAGACAAGAUAAAUAUGGAAAUUCAGAGCCGACUGAUGGACAAGGAGACAAGGGAUAUCAUGCAUUUAGGCAUUCUUGAAUCCAAGAUUUCACAACUGGACUCGCUCAGUUCGCACCUCCAAGCCAUCGUGCAGAGCAAGGACCACCUCAUCAAUCGUCUCCAGCAGCCCUUUGUCGGCGACUACCUCAAAAUCGAGGCCGCCUUCCACAUGUACGUGAAAGAGCUCUUCCCACUUGCCGCUUCCUGCCUGGCAGAGCUUAGCAGCAACCUGCAAACUAUCCAAUGGGCUAGCGGGUUUGACACAAAGGAUGGGAAAAUGGACAAAGCACUGAUGGCAAUCUCCGCCUCGUUGGCCCAUCUCCAAACAAGCUUCCAAACCAUCUGCCAACUGCGGAACACACUGGACAAUUUGGAGUCGCAGGCUUCCGGCCAAGUUACCUCCAGCUAGAGAAGAACUCUCAAUGAAGGGAUGCAGUGAAGUUGCACGCUGCAUUUCCAUAAGAAGCCAUGAAUAAGAGUGCUCAAUAACAUUUCCUUCCACUCAAUUUAUGGGUAAGGCUGGAUUACUGGAAAGUUUGCGCUUGACAGCUAGGAAUUUUCAGGCCCCUGUAAUCUCCUUGCGACAAAUGGAACUGUUCGAGUCAUUCUCCAUGCGUCAUUUUUGUGUACCUUGGCAUUGAACCAUGGAUUCAUGUUGUACAUAAGGUACUACGCAUGUGCGCAUCUGGCUAUGGUGGGUUUUUUUCUUUGGAGGAACCCAUAAAACUAAUGUAGAGAUUAAAAUUUCCAGGCUACUUGAUUGGGAACAUUUCAACUUCUUCUGAAUUCUCUGUCUGAGUGAUGUUUUGGUAUGGAGGCAGGUGGAGGGGGCAAGGGAAAGGAAUGUACAUUUGUCAUCCUUAGCAGUGAAAGUUGUGCAUGAAAUCCUGUCAAUAAACUCAGUCAUUCCCAUAGCCAAGGAUCCAGAACCAAGAUUUGGAAGUUGUUCAAGUAACCUUUUAUGGCUUUUCUUCAGGGUGAGGCCACAUUGUGGGGUCUUUUACUCACUUUUGGAAAGAAAGUGAAUAAAACAGACACCCAACUCCCCCUAGUAAUUUGUGCCCCUUUUGCUUCACCAAAUUGGCCCUUUUAGUUUUUUUCUACAGUUCCUUACAAAAUGCUAUCCUUGUCUUUUCAGAGAGUGAGUUAGACGUCUCUCAUGUACAUCAGAGAAUGCUCAUUGAAAAUCCACGAAUAUUGCUUUGGCAAAAAUAUGUCUAAUGAAGUCUAAUUCCAUUUUCCAAGCUACAGUUGAAGUGUAAAGAUGAUUAUUAAUCAGUUGAACUGCAAUUUGUUCACGACCAACACUGCCAUUUUCCCUCAGUCUGCAUGAUGAAGUUAUUCAUUUUUUGUGAAAAAUAUUGAUAUGAAGACGACAUAUAAUACACUCGCAACUGAAUUUUGUUUUUGUGGCAGCUGCUGUUAUCAGGAAUACACUUCUGACUGUCAAAUGAAUGCAAGAUGACAUUUUCUUCAAAAAGAAAGCUCUGAGACUUUUUGAUGUACAUGUAUACAAAAUCUAGAGACUUUCUAUUGGGGGCUGGGGGUCAGGUGGUGUCACUUUAAACUUUGUCCAGGCAGUUCAUACCCGGCUUAGCUUAGCACCGAAAUCAGCGCGCCUGUAAUGUGGGCGGACCUAUACAUAGGCGCCAAUCGUAGGUGUUUGUUGUGAUCAUUUAACAUCUGUCAGGAAAGCCCUUCACAAAGUCAAGCUCUAGAACAUUUUGCAGUGAGUCCUUAAAACCUUUCAAACGUCAUUAUUUGACUAACAUUUAGGCCUACAUCAGUACUUUCGAACAUGAUUCGAUUCCAGAAACAGAACUUCACAGACGAUGUGUAGGCAUAGCUCAUACCGGCUACGGACCGGACGCUCUAGAGUGUCGUUUAUUUGUCGAUAAAGCGAAUUAAAUUCCAUUUGCAAUCUUUCCAGUGUUUAACUGUUUAUCCCGUUGGUAACAUUCUAUCGUUUCCCAGAUAAUCGAUUUACAUAUAAGAAUUACAUAGCCACUAAUUAUCAGUCAGUCCUGAUUUAUAAGUAUAUCACAUAAAGUUCGUUCAAGUGUCGACUCUUGCGUCAACGUCACAUUCGGCUGAUAUCGGCUCAUGGAAAGUUUAACAUUUACCAUUCAAAAUGCAAGCCGUAGCGAAUUUAAAAUUUGAACAAAACUCCUUUUGUGGAUGGAAUUCGGUCAAGUUGAAUAUAUAUUUAACUAUCACAUUAAAAAAGACGCGUUUUAUGAUGAAAAAUUUUGGUCAAAAUGAGUUAUAUAUGGUCCUAAACACUGCUUCGUCUUAGGAGCCAGCCACUAAAAAUAGCAACUGGAUUCCACCGCAAAAAUAAAGUAACAAAAUAGCGGAGGGUAUUGAGAUGCCAAAGACGAAGAUGUCCUCCCUAAAUUUGUGUCAAGUUCUAAUUUCAGCUUAUUGGAGUUAAGAAGCAUCCUUACUUGCAUUGAAGAAAUUUUUUCUCCUCAGAAGAAGUAUAAUUUUUGAUAAAUUGGGCAUAAAAUGGAGAUGCUUUUUUCACAGUCUCCCGUGCUUUUCAUUUUAUGACGUCAACUUUUUUCUGAGACGUGACCUCUGAUAGAGAUUGAACACAUUCCCUACAUUUCCAUUUUUCCCCAAUUGAGCGACGGAGUCUGAGAAUUUACACCGAAUGAGGGAUAAAGGGAACAUUUCACACCAUACUGGUACUCAAAUAUUGUGUUUAAUUGUUAUAAAUGGGUAAAAUUGGACGUGAAUAUUGAACACGACAAAAGCUUAUUCCAGGUGAAAAUGAUUUGUCACAACAUGGCGUCGCCCCAUUUCUCGUCCUUCCACCCCAAGUUCAUACCAGUGUUUCACAUUUUCACAGAGACCUGUAAUGGAAAGAAGUCAUGCUAAUUACAAAUCAAAGAUACAGGUUUAAUUUGUGAUACGAUUUAUCGGUGGCGUUACUGUCGUUUUUGUAAAAUAAGCGUGUGUUUUUGAGACUGCGAAUAAAUAUUAUUCAACUUUUA
Acanthaster planci (crown-of-thorns starfish) is the source of this 3614-nucleotide messenger RNA. RefSeq lists its product as uncharacterized. The record is from RefSeq and is a predicted model, not a curated record. Gene Ontology annotation, biological process: centrosome cycle; microtubule nucleation; spindle assembly. Gene Ontology annotation, cellular component: mitotic spindle microtubule; centrosome; HAUS complex. NCBI's taxonomy places the organism in Eukaryota, Metazoa, Echinodermata, Asteroidea, Valvatida, Acanthasteridae.